Messenger RNA from Physella acuta, 5235 nucleotides. RefSeq names its product serine/threonine-protein phosphatase 6 regulatory ankyrin repeat subunit A. The record is from RefSeq and is a predicted model, not a curated record. NCBI's taxonomy places the organism in Eukaryota, Metazoa, Mollusca, Gastropoda, Physidae. Gene Ontology annotation, molecular function: protein binding.
UGUAGAAACAUUCUAACAUGGCGGAUUAAGUCAAAAAGUUCUAACUUCUUUUUUCUUGACUUCUAGAUCUAGAUCUAGAUUCUACAUUUUAACAACGGAAUAUACGUUUAAAUGAACAUUAAAAUUCAAACAAUUUUGCUUGUUGAAACAUGCGGAUUGGUUCACUUGCAGUACUGGAACUUGAAGAUGAGCCACCACUAGUUCAAGCCUGUUUCCAUGGAGACCCUGAUGAAGUUAGGGCGCUACUAUACAAAAGGGAGGAUGUGAAUUAUCAGGAUGCAGAAAAACGAAGUCCACUUCAUGCUGCAGCUUACUGUGGAGAAGCAGAAAUAGCAGAUUUGUUAAUUCUUAGUGGAGCCAGAGUGAACACAAAAGAUAAUAAAUGGUUGACACCAUUACAUAGGGCCUGUUGUUCUAAAAGUUAUGAAACAGUUGAAAUCUUACUGCGUCAAGAGGCUGAUGUGAAUGCCAGAGAUAAAAACUGGCAAACACCAUUACAUGUUGCUGCAGCCAACAACGCUGUCAAAUGUGCCGAGUCUAUCAUUCCCCUGUUGACCAAUGUAAAUGUUUCAGACAGAGCUGGGCGCACGAGCUUGCACCAUGCAGCAUUUAAUGGCCAUAAGGAGAUGGUUCAACUUCUUAUUGAAAAAGGAGCUACUAUUAAUGCGUAUGAUAAAAAAGAUAGAAGAGCAAUUCAUUGGGCAGCGUAUAUGGGUCAUGUUGAAGUUGUCAAGUUGCUUGUAGACCAAGGUGCAGAGCUUAACUGCAGAGAUAAAAUGAUGUAUACACCUCUUCAUGCUGCCGCCUCCUGUGGUCAGAUAUCUGUUGUGAGACUGCUUCUAGAGCUAGGUGUAGAGGCAGAUGCUGUUAACACACAUGGAAACACUCCCCUACACAUAGCAUGUCUGAAUGGUCAAGAUGUAGUGGUCAGCAAACUGUUAGAAUAUUCAGCUUCAGUCAACGCUAUCAAUAACAAGGGGAUGACGCCACUUCACUUUGCCUCGGCAUCAACUCAUGGAAGUAUAUGCCUUGAGAUUCUUGUUGCAGAAGGUGCCAACACAAAGGCUCAGAGUGAAGAUGGAAGGACAGCACUUCAUAUGACAGCGCUGCAUGGUAGAUUCACCCGAGCUCAGAGCUUAAUCCAGCAUGGCUGUCUGGUAAACACAUGUGAUCGUCUGGGUAACACAGCCCUACAUGUAGCAGCUCGCUAUGGGCAUGAGCUACUAAUCAACACACUGCUGGAUCAUUCAGCUGACCCCAUUCAACGUGGCUACUUAGGCAUGCUACCCAUCCAUGUUGCUGCACUGAAUGGUUUUGUUGAGUGUGUGAAUAAGCUGCGCUGUGCAAUGCCAGCUUUUGAUAUCAACAUAUCUGAUGAUGCUGGCAGGACGUGUCUACAUGGAGCUGCCUGCAGUGGAAAGGUGGACUGUGUUGAAUAUCUACUAAAUGAAGGAAGUAACUUAACAUUACAGGAUAUGGAUGGCAGAACACCAUUACAUUAUGCUGCAGCACAUUGCCAUUACCAGAAUGUUUUGGUUCUGCUCAAUGCUGGAGCUGAUGUGAACAUUACUGACAGUAAAGGGUGUUCUCCCCUGCACUAUGCUGCUGCUAAUGAUGCUGAUGCUAAAGUGGUGGAGUUGUUAUUACAUCAUGAUGCUAGGCCUGGUAUUCGAGACGAUGAUGGCUACAAUGCUGUCCACUAUGCAGCACUAAAAGGCCAUAAGUUGUCACUAGAAAUGUUACUUGAUGCUGCUCCUACAGAUUUACUGCGAAGUGGUGCACCAUAUUCACCUGGACAUCUAGCAGCGUACAACGGUCACAACCAAGCCCUGACUGUCCUGCUGGGUUAUAUGAUGAAUGUGGAUAUCAAGGACUCUAAUGGUCGCACAAUGCUAGAUUUGGCAUGUUUUCGUGGCCAUACAGAGUGUGUGGAAACACUUGUAUCACAGAAUGCUCUUAUCCUGGUCAAUGAUAGUGUGACCAGACGAACACCACUACAUGCAGCUGCUAUGAAUGGACAUUCCAAAUGUUUAAGUUUAUUAUUAGAAGCAGCAGAUGAUUGUAAUAUUGUUGAUUGUACAGAUUUGUAUGACAGGACCCCACUGAUGCUGUCUGUGGAGUUUGGCCAUAUUGACUGUACAGUUUUUCUUAUAAGGAAUAAUGCCAUUGUCAAUGCUAGAGAUACUGAUGGCAGAUCUGCUCUUCACCGUGGGGCUGCUAAUGGUCAUGAAGAAUGUGUUGAUGCCUUAAUACGUCAUGGUGCUGAUUUAACAUUGCGUGACAACCGUGGUCGUACUGCUGUCCACAUGGCAGCAAUGUCAGGUCACAUGAACUUGCUGACAUCUCUCCUGAUGGCAGGACCUUUAGAUCAACUAGAAGACAACCAAGGCUACACCCCACUUCACUAUGCUGCUUAUAAUGGUCAUGACAGUAGUGUUGAAGUUCUUUUGGAGCAAGAAAAUAUGAAAAGGUUUACAGGAAAUACAUUUUCACCAUUACAUUGUGCUGUGAUAAAUGGCAAUGAUAGCUGCACAGAAUUACUCAUUGAUUUAUUAGGGGAAGCUCUAAUCAAUGUCCAAGACAGCAAAGGUCGGACUCCCCUCCAUGCUGCAGCCUACUCAGAUCAGGGAGAAUCUAUGCAACUUUUACUCACUCACAAAGCUCUGGUCAACAUACAAGACUCCUCUGGCAAGUCUCCAGUCAUGUAUGCUGCAGCUAACGGACAUGUGGCUGCCGUAGAACUACUUUUAGAACAUGGAGCUGAGCUGACUACCUCAGAUAGAGAUGGCAACACAGCCUUACACCACGCUUGCUUCAAUAGUCGAGAAGACAUUGCCUUGUUGCUGUUAGAUAAAAUAGAUGAUUCUGUUACAAUCAACAUGGCUAAUACAGAAUUGAGAACACCUUUACACAUAGCAGCCAGAAAUGGACUAGUGCCUGUAGUUCAAGAUUUGAUUGCUAAAGGUGGUAGUGUUCUGGCACUGGAUGAAAAUGGUUAUACACCAGCCCUUUCCUGUGCACCAACAGCCAAAAUAGCAGACUGUCUGGCCAUCAUUCUUGCUCAUAUGCCUUUUUCUUCCACCUGUAAUCAUGUCUUGUCCAAGUCCACUCGCUUCAAUACAUCUGCACCAAGUUACGGUAUUACAAAAUGUCUGGAUGUACAAGAAACACUGAAUGUAACUAACACUGGCAAUGCAGAUCAUAAAGAACAUUCCGGAUCUUUACAAAGUUCUGAUUCAGAAUUUUAUUGAGUCGUUUUUAAGUACAACUGUAACAAAAAAUGUAUGGCCUGACUGAGAUAAAUGACAUUUGGACUGAGGUAGAAGACAACCUGAUUGUAUGGCCUGACUGAGGUAGAAGACAACCUGACUGAGGUAGAAGACAACCUGACUGAGGUAGAAGACAACCUGAUUGUAUGGCCUGACUGAGGUAGAAGACAACCUGACUGUAUGGCCUGACUGAGAUAAAUGACAUUUGGACUGAGGUAAAAGACAACCUGAUUGUAUGGCCUGACUGAGGUAGAAGACAACCUGAUUGUAUUGCCUGACUGAGGUAGAAGACAACCUGACUGUAUGGCCUGACUGAGAUAAAUGACAUUUGGACUGAGGUAAAAGACAACCUGAUUGUAUGGCCUGACUGAGGUAGAAGACAACCUGAUUGUAUUGCCUGACUGAGGUAGAAGACAACCUGACUGAGGUAGAAGACAGCCUGACUGAGGUAGAAGACAACCUGACUGAGGUAGAAGACAACCUGACUGAGGUAGAAGACAACCUGACUGAGGUAGAAGACAACCUGACUGAGGUAGAAGACAACCUGAUUGUACACAUUCCUUGCUUGUAUCUCAAGUCUUUCCUUUAGUCCACUCUUACCACCUAUCAUUGUUGAGCACCAGUCUGAGACAGUUGAUCAAAUCUAGCAAGCUGUUGGUUGUUGAAUCUGGUGUAAAUGCUCAGUGAGUUUUUAACAGAUGUGAUUGAGUUGUUGUUUAACAGAUGUGAUUUACUGGCUGAAUACCUGCAGUAAUAACUAACCCCUCAUUGCAGGCAAUAGAGUCACUGUUUAGUUAUUCUAAUUUUUUCUGGCAAAAAGUGUAGAAUGUACAAAGCAAUCUCUUAACUGGUUGGGCACACUAAUCACAGAACCAAGGAAACUGAGUCUUUUUUUUCCACCAUAACACUUUUAAAAACUAUUUAAAAAUAUCUGCAUAUAUUUUUAAAAAACCACUUUAUUUAGGAAAAUAGUCUUAGUUUAUGUUUCAAUAAAAAUGGUUGAAUAAAAUACAAAAUAAUCUAGACAAAAUUUCAAAAACAUACAAUUUUACUAUUUCAGUGAUUGUUUCCAGAACCUCCAAUCUUUACUAUUUCAAUGAAAUUUAAAAAAAAAUAAGACGUAGUUUUUCCUCAAAUUUCACUAUGCUAUAUGUAAAUAAUAAGUUAAGCCUGAUUCAUCAGCAGUCAGAUUUUGAUUGGUUUUGUUUGUCGCUAAUUAACCUGCCUUUAGUUUUAAACAAUUGUUGGAAAUAACUGCUAGUGAUUGAAGAAGAAAAACGCAAGUAAAACAUUUUCUACUGCUGAUUGUAUCUCCAAACUAUUAUUACCAGUAAGACUUCCAUUACUCCACAGACCUAAAUAGACUACGGUGGCGUAAAAGUUGAGCCCACAGGACAUGAAUGGGUUAAUGUUUGGGUCUUGCUGCUGGUGUUAUUAACUAAAUGUGUGACUGGUGUGACUGUCUUGUUGUGGUAGCCAGUCCUGUGUGGCUAGCCUGACUACUCCGCAAUGAAGAUGUUUAUCAAUUACUUUUAAUUAUGUGCCUUUAUUGAUCUGCACUUCUCUAUUGAUAGAGUCAAGUGAAACAUGUAUUUUAAUGAAAUCUUGUAGAUGUAAAGUUUUUCAAAUUUUUAGACUGGGUUGUCUUACUUGUAACAUUUUAAAAGUAAUAUAUGACAAAAUAAAAUGUACACCAAUUUGAUGAUGUCCCAAAAAGUCCUUGUCUAGUACUGUACACAUUUUAUUUCUACAAUUCUUUAUUUACUAUAAACUCCAGCUAUUUAUCUUUGGUGCAUGUUUGUGAUGAGUGGCUUUUCACAUGGUGUGUGUAGAGGCACAUGUAGUAUCAUUUAGCAACAGGUGUCACAAGUCUUACAUUUCCUGGUAGUCUGAUCAUGACAUAGAUACUAUAUAUAGAAUUUGUAUUAUCAGUAUUUACAUUUGUAAUAAAUUGGUACACAUUUUU